Cynocephalus volans (Philippine flying lemur) is the source of this 3623-nucleotide messenger RNA. RefSeq names its product transmembrane protein 135 (gene TMEM135). The record is from RefSeq and is a predicted model, not a curated record. NCBI's taxonomy places the organism in Eukaryota, Metazoa, Chordata, Mammalia, Dermoptera, Cynocephalidae. Bases 156 to 1532 code for a protein of 458 amino acids. The transcript is spliced from 15 exons.
AUCCGAGGGCUUCGGCCGGGAGUAACCCCGCUCGCGUGACCUUUACCCUCCAUUCCGCUGCCGGCUGGGUGAGAGGGCGUCGGUUGGGCGCUGGCCCCUGGCCCUCCCGAGCUCGGGUUCUCUCCCCUCACAGCCCCUCCGCGCUGCUUCUCGUCAUGGCGGCCCUCAGCAAGUCCAUCUCUCAUAACUGCUACGAGAUCGGCCACACUUGGCACCCUUCCUGUCGGGUCUCCUUCCUGCAGAUCACCGGGGGCGCCCUGGAGGAGUCCCUGAAGAUCUAUGCUCCGCUGUACUUGAUUGCAGCAAUUCUUCGGAAACGAAAAUUAGACUAUUAUUUACACAAGCUACUCCCUGAGAUUCUACAAUCUGCUUCAUUUUUGACUGCUAAUGGGGCCUUGUAUAUGGCUUUCUUUUGCAUUUUAAGGAAGAUACUUGGAAAAUUCUACUCAUGGUCUCCUGGCUUUGGUGCCGCUUUGCCAGCAUCUUAUGUGGCCAUUCUGAUUGAAAGAAAAAGCAGGAGAGGGCUGCUCACAAUUUAUAUGGCCAACUUGGCCACAGAAACACUAUUUAGAAUGGGUGUAGCAAGAGGAACCAUCACAACAUUAAGAAAUGGAGAAGUCCUUUUGUUCUGCAUCACAGCUGCCAUGUACAUGUUCUUUUUCAGGUGCAAAGAUGGUUUGAAAGGAUUUACAUUUUCUGCACUUAGGUUCAUUGUAGGGAAGGAAGAAAUUCCCACACAUUCCUAUUCACCAGAGGCAGCAUAUGCAAAAGUGGAACAAAAGAGAAAGGAACAUGAGGAAAAACCAAGAAGAAUGAAUAUAAUUGCUCUAGUCAGGAAACUUGUAGAUUCAAUAUGCAAGCAUGGACCAAGGCAUAGGUGUUGCAAACACUAUGAAGAUAAUUGCAUCUCUUAUUGCAUUAAAGGUUUCAUCAGAAUGUUUAGCGUGGGAUACUUGAUCCAGUGCUGCCUUCGAAUUCCUUCUGCUUUUAGGCAUCUGUUUACACAGCCAUCCCGGCUCCUUUCUCUCUUCUACAAUAAAGAAAACUUCCAGCUCGGAGCUUUUCUUGGCUCUUUCGUUACUAUAUACAAGGGUACUAGUUGCUUCCUACGCUGGGUCAGAAACUUGGACGAUGAACUACAUGCUAUUAUAGCUGGUUUUUUGGCAGGUGUAUCAAUGAUGUUUUAUAAAAGCACAACAAUUUCCAUGUAUUUAGCUUCCAAAUUGGUGGAGACAAUGUAUUUCAAAGGCAUUGAAGCAGGGAAGGUUCCCUAUUUUCCUCAUGCGGAUACUAUCAUCUAUUCCAUCUCUACAGCAAUUUGCUUCCAGGCAGCUGUCAUGGAAGUUCAAACCUUGCGACCAUCUUACUGGAAGUUCCUUUUAAGGCUCACCAAGGGAAAAUUUGCUGUCAUGAACCGAAAAGUACUUGAUGUUUUUGGUACUGGUGCAUCUAAACAUUUUCAGGAUUUUGUCCCCAGGUUGGAUCCAAGAUAUACGACUGUAACACCAGAGUUGCCCACAGAGUUUUCUUGAAGAUGAUUGUAAUUUAUGAAUGAGACUUAAUGUUUUAUCAUUUUAUCCUGAAGAGUUCAUUAUGUUGAACACAAAGAAGGGGGCCUGAGCUUGAACUUCAGUGUUAUUUCAAUGAGAGAUGCUCUUUUUUAUUUUUCUUACCAUCAGAAAUAGAGAAGCUUUUUAGGAAGGUGUUGCUUUAUAAUUAAGCUUUCUCCAUAGCCAGAAUCUGAUUCUGGAUCACUGCUGGCUGACAUUAUGGUAUAUUGAUUAAAUUAUGUUCACAAGCAAUAUAAAAUAACCUAUGUAGAAAUGUAGUAAGAGUACACUUAGGAUUACUUUAAAUGAUGUCUUUAGUUCAUUCCAAUGUAAUUCUUGGUUGAAACUAAGAAUAUUUCUACAUUUUAGAAUUUACAAAGGAUCACGGGUACAUGGAUUUGGUUUGCAUUUUUUUUUUUUUUAACUUUUGAAUUGGUAUCUGGAGUAGUGGAAUGUUAUAAAUUUGAAGUAACUCUCCACAGACAAUGCUGCUUUAGUAUGGAACAUUUUAAUUGGAGAAAGUGGCCAUUCUUCAGGGAUGCAAAGAUUGGUCUCAUACCAUUUGGAUAAAUGUUGUGGUAUCCAUGCUCUUGUUUCCAACCGAUAAUAUCAUCUCUCUCCAUGACUAGUUGGGCUAUUUGGCAGCCCAGUGAACCUAUGUACUAGUGGCAGGUUAGGAGCAAGUGGAAAUUGACACAUCUUAUAUAGUUGAAAUGUAUGUUUUAUCUUUUACAGAGUCAUUACACUUGAAUAUUUUAAAACAAAUAUUUAAGAACAAAACUUUUAGACCUCCUGUAGGCUUACUAUGUUUGUUUUCAUUUAUAAGGAUUUUAUUCAUUAUAGCUCAGUUUUUAUGCUGUUAUUGUUUUAGAAGGGAUCAAAAUGCUAUGGAACAAAAGUAGUUUUGGCAGAUUUGGCAGUUUAUGUCUUAUCAACUGUGUGACUUAUACAAUGGAUGUUUUACAGAACUAAAAACAUUAUAAAAACCCAGUGAUUGCUGAAAAGUUCAUAUCAUCACUAAUUGCAUUCAGGUUAUCUAGCCUCCUUUUAAAAAAUCAUUGUCACCAUUUUUACCAUUAGAAUAAGGAAGUGACAAAAUGCAGUCACUGCUGAUUAUGAAAGUAGUUCAGGACAGCUGUGAUUAAAGUAUGAUCACUAUUUAGAGUUUUCCAGGAAAAUGUUAUACUUUUCUAAGUUAAUAAAAAGCUUAAGUUGUGAUAUCUACAGUUAAUGUAACAUAUUGGAAUGAUGGUAUUUUUUAAAUAUAAUUAUGUUGCUGAAAAAAUUUUUUUAGACUGUUACAGAUUAUGCAGUAGAACUUGUGUGGCAAAAGGAAUUAUAACUCUGACUUUAAAAAUGCUUAUGCUUCCAUAUUCAAUUUCAUCAAGCCUUGUAUAGUUCUGUUUAUGUGUAAUCCUAUCCUUGGUGGUAUGGCAAAUUGAAACCCGAAAAAAAGCCAGACUCUAGUACCAUGGUAGCCACUUUAAUUUGGUCAAAAUUUUGCAUAGUGAUUAACUUUUUAGAAUUGACCUGUCCAUUUGGCAUUACUGUUAAAGUAUCAUUUUGGUUUCAGAAUUCAAAAUUGAUUAAUAAAUUUAGUUUUAAGUUUUUAUUCACUGGAAUCAAAAUGGCGAUUGGUAUAGUGUUUACUUUCAAGAUGAAGUAUUAAAGCACUGAGAAAGCACUGCCACCUUUACCUCAUUUUCUCUAUUCAGAAAUUAUGUUUAUAAUAUUUUCCUGUCAGAGUAAAAAAAAAAAACAAAAACACUUUCAUCCAUAAGUUUUAUAGUUUUCAUUGACAUUGAAAGACUAUGAUAUUGAAAAACAGAUUCUGAAAUUUGCUGAGACUGUUAAGUAAAAUUUUGUUGGUCAGGAGGUGUAUUUCUGCAAUUUACUUUUUUUUUUUUUUUUUUUUUUUACAAAUUGCAUUAUUUUUAUUUUAUAUAAAAUGUAAAAUGAAAUAACCAUCGUGAAGCAGAAUAAAAUAAUGAAUGUAAUGUAUAGUUUGAAUAGCUUGAAUGAAUAGUUAACUAAUUUGCAGUGGAGAAUUAAAGUCCAGUUUGAUUUCAUUGA